AUGCCUACUCGUUUUCACAAGACCAGGAAGCACCGUGGAAACGUUUCGGCCGGUCACGGUCGUAUUGGCAAGCACCGCAAGCACCCAGGUGGUCGUGGUCUUGCCGGUGGUUUCCACCACCACCGUACCAACUUCGACAAGUACCACCCAGGUUACUUCGGUAAGGUCGGUAUGCGUCACUUCCACCUCCUGCGCAACCCGCAGCACAAGCCAAUUAUCAACCUGGACAAGAUCUGGACGCUGGUUCCUGCCGAGGUCCGUCGCAACACGACGUCUUCGUCCACGGAAGUCCCAGUCAUUGACACGCUCGCGGCCGGCUUCGGCAAGGUGCUUGGCAAGGGCCGUCUCCCUGAAGUCCCUAUGAUUGUCAAGGCCCGCUGGGUCUCUUCUCUGGCUGAGAAGAAGAUUAAGCAAGCGGGUGGUGUUGUCAAGUUGGUUGCGUAA
Messenger RNA from Malassezia globosa CBS 7966, 444 nucleotides. RefSeq lists its product as uncharacterized. Gene Ontology annotation, molecular function: structural constituent of ribosome. NCBI's taxonomy places the organism in Eukaryota, Fungi, Basidiomycota, Malasseziomycetes, Malasseziales, Malasseziaceae. The transcript has a single exon. Gene Ontology annotation, cellular component: ribosome; cytosolic large ribosomal subunit. Gene Ontology annotation, biological process: translation. The coding region runs from base 1 to 444 and encodes 147 amino acids. The record is from RefSeq and is a predicted model, not a curated record.